Messenger RNA from Penicillium angulare, 264 nucleotides. RefSeq lists its product as uncharacterized. The coding region runs from base 1 to 264 and encodes 87 amino acids. Lineage: Eukaryota; Fungi; Ascomycota; Eurotiomycetes; Eurotiales; Aspergillaceae. The transcript has a single exon. The record is from RefSeq and is a predicted model, not a curated record.
AUGCAAUCCCAUACAAACGAAACCGAGUUCCCAGACCGAACCCGAACCAGAGAUCCAGUUAUCCCUACCCCUAAUAAAUCUCCUAUUGACGCGCCUGAGGCUCCAGAGUAUAAGGCGAAAUUCCCUAGUCAGUCUUGGGUGCCGAAUCUCGAUCGUCGACAGAGUUGGAGCAGUGAGGAUCGCAAACAUAUGAUGCAGGAGAGAUUGUUGGAUAUACCUGAGGGGAAGGAGAGUGGGUUUUCUGAGUCUGAACAUGGGGAUUAA